Messenger RNA from Entrophospora candida, 1287 nucleotides. NCBI's taxonomy places the organism in Eukaryota, Fungi, Glomeromycota, Glomeromycetes, Entrophosporales, Entrophosporaceae. The record is from the annotation of a GenBank genome assembly.
AUGUCUAAAAGAAACAUAACAGUUCCUCCAUUAUAUGUUCAAAGAUAUGAUUUUUUUAAAAAAUUUGCAAUUUGUUGCUUUAUUGUCUUUGUUGCCUUUAACGUACUCGGGUAUCUUUUUUACAAAGAUGAUUUACAAAAUAAUCCAACUGGAUUACUUGAUGAACAAUGUAAUGAUGUUAAAGUCAAUGAUACCAAAUCUGCAAAUACUGAUAUUACUGAUGCCAAUGUAUUACCAGAAAACAAUGACAUUUUAUCAUCAUCAUACAUAAAUACCAACAAUACGAAAGAAAAACUUUCAAAACGUGACAAAGAAAUAAAUAAAAAAUAUUGCGGAAAGCCAAAUUGUAAAUUCUUAUUUGCUUAUUAUCUACCAGAACAAGAGACCAAGGCAAAUGCGAAUUAUAGAUCGUUUGUUACUCUUGCAAAAAAAUUAGAUCGCAUUAUGGUUUUGACAAAUGUUGGUAAUAGUAGAAUUAAUUCAUGUCAAAACCUCACUUUUGAUUUUUAUUAUGAUGUCGAUGAACUUAAAAAAAAAAUGUAUCCUGAUGUCAAAUUUAUAACACAACAAGAUUUUCGUGACUGGUCGAGGGAACGUCACAAGAAACCAAAUACUGAACAUGCAUAUAUUUUACCAGGUGAUAGAAAUAGCACAGUAGAACUUGUCAAUCCAUACCCUGAUCAACUCAAAGAAGAAUUUUGUUUGAAUUUAUUCGAUUUCAAUUUGAACGAUAAAACUAUAUUCAAACAAUUUCACACUGGUGCAAAAUUUUACAGAGAAAUAAAAACUUAUCAAAUGUUCUCUGAUCUUCUUGUUAGCAAUUUGAUAACAAAUGUUGAUGUGUUGUUAGCAUCUCAUUUAAUCUUCCAUCCAUUAUUUCCAGAAAUCGCACCACCAAUACCUUAUGCAAAACAUUUUCUUGAAGAAUCAAAGAGGGUCUCAACAAAACUUCAUCCUUACAUAGCUGUGCAUUGGCGUAUGGAAAGAGCAACGCUUAGCUUACUGAAGGAAUGUUCAACGAGACUAGUAGAAAAAAUUAAGGAUAUAAGUUUGAUGUAUGGAAUAAAAAAUGUUUAUUUGGCAACUGAUUAUCCACUCACUGGUGGGGCUCAAUCUUCAACGUUUGAUUCGUUGACUGAUCUCCAUCAUGACGCCAUUAGAUAUUUGAAUUCCUCGGUGAAUGUUGAUAAUUGGGUAACAAUGGAUGUUUUUGGUGAUUUGCGUAAAAAUAAAACUUUUGAUUCCGAAUUUUCUGGUGCUGACAACAAAGUACUUUUACGACAAUGA